CUCUACCUUUUCCGGCGCGGCCGCCGCACGCUUCGUCUGUCCGCUCUACAGCCAAACUGGAUUUUAUAACAAUCACACACAGACAGACACAUCGCAGCAUCUUCUCCACGAGGACGUAGAUUGACGCCUACCUUCCACAAUGUCUCGUUUCUUCGCUACCGGGUCUGACAGUGAGUCAGAGGAGUCCUCAUCCGCCGAUGAGAUCACCCCGAAAGCACCCGGGACUACAUUCAAACAGUCACUGCUUCUGAGUGACGAUGAGGAGGACACCAAGAGAGUGGUGCGCAGCGCCAAAGACAAACGAUUUGAAGAGUUGACCAACCUGAUAAAAACCAUCCGUAACGCCAUGAAGAUUCGGGACAUGGCCAAAUGUCUGGAGGAGUUUGAGUUGCUGUGUCGAGCCUUCCUCAAAAGCAAAAAUAUAGUGGACAAAGAGGGCGUUCCCUCUUUUUAUAUCCGUCUCCUGGCUGAUUUGGAGGACUAUUUGAAUCAGCUUUGGGAGGACAAAGAGGGAAAGAAGAAGAUGAACAAAAACAAUGCAAAAGCCCUCAGCACUCUCCGGCAAAAGAUCCGCAAGUACAACCGGGAUUACGAAACAGAGAUUGCUGCAUACAAAGAGAACCCACAAGAAUCUGCUGAUGAGGAGGAGGAGAGGGAGCCUGAGGAUUCUGGUUCCUCGUCCGACAGCGACGGAGGUGACGAUGGCGUUUCAGCCAAGUCAUUCUUAAAGAAAAAGCCAGAGUCGGCUCCAGAAGCCAGCAAGUUCCUCAAGACUGCCAAGGGAUCCGGGGAUGAGUCGUCUUCCAGCGACGAAGAUGACGAUGAUGAAGGCUGGAGCUCCGACACCGUCGACAGUGGCAGCGAGAGUUCAGACGACGGUGAAGGAAAGAGCUCCUCUCUGGCCAGGGUCUUCCUCAAGAAAACCCAAGAGGGUGAAAAGGGUGAAAAGAAGGUCGGAAAGAGGAAGAAGCUGAAGAAGAAGGAGCGUAUGGAGGAGGACAUUGAGGAGGAGGGAGGAGAGGAGGGUGAAGGAGCCUGGGAAAAGGUCAAGGGAGGCGUCCCGCUGGUCAAGGAGAAGCCUAAGAUGUUCGCAAAGGGCACUGAGAUCAAUGUGCCAGUCGUGGUGAAGAAGCUCAAUGAAAUCCUGCAGGCAAGAGGCAAGAAGGGCACAGACAGAGCUGCCCAGAUUGAGCUGCUCCAUGCUCUGGCAGCCAUCGCAGCUGAGAACAACCUGGGCCAAGGCAUCCUGGUCAAGAUCAAGUUCAACAUUAUCGCCUCCCUGUAUGACUACAAUCCCAAUUUGGCAGCUUUCAUGAAGCCUGACAUGUGGAAGAAGUGCCUGGACUGUAUUGACGAGCUGCUGGACAUCCUCUUUGAACACAACGACAUCUUCAUUGGAGAGAACAUCGCAGAGGACAGUGAGAACCUGAACAUCUCUGAACAGCCUUUCCGUGUGCGUGGGUGUGUCUUAACGCUGGUGGAGAGGAUGGAUGAAGAGUUCACCAAGAUCAUGCAGAACACAGAUCCUCACUCACAGGAAUAUGUUGACAACUUGAAGGACGAGGGGAGAGUUUGUUGCAUUGUGGACCGGCUGCUCAACUACUUGGAGAACAAAGGAAGCACGGAGGAGAUUUGCCGCGUCUACCUGCGCAGAAUCAUGCACACCUACUACAAGUUUGACUACAAAGCUCACCGGCGCAGCCUGGGCCUCCAGGGAGAAUCCAAGUCCGAACAGGACCAGGAGGAGAGCGAGGGCGAGGACAGCGCCGUGAUCAUGGACCGCCUCUGCAAGUUCAUCUACGCCAAGGACCGCACCGACCGCAUCCGGACCUGCGCCAUCCUCUGCCACAUCUACCACCACGCCCUCCACUCGCGCUGGUACCAGGCGCGCGACCUGAUGCUGAUGAGCCACCUGCAGGACAACAUCCAGCACGCCGACCCGCCCGUGCAGAUCCUGUACAACAGAACCAUGGUGCAGCUUGGGAUCUGUGCCUUCAGACAGGGCAUGAUCAAAGAUGCCCACAAUGCACUGCUGGACAUCCAGUCGUCCGGCCGUGCCAAGGAGCUCCUGGGCCAAGGGCUGCUCAUGAGGAACAUGCAGGAGAGGAACGCAGAGCAGGAGAAGAUCGAAAAGAGGCGACAAGUGCCGUUCCACAUGCACAUCAACCUGGAGCUGCUGGAGUGCGUCUACCUGGUGUCAGCCAUGCUGCUGGAGAUCCCCUACAUGGCUGCGCACGAGUUCGACGCACGCCGCAGGAUGAUCAGCAAGCAGUUCCAUCACCAGCUGAGGGUCGGAGAGAGGCAGCCGCUGCUGGGACCCCCGGAGAGCAUGAGGGAGCACGUGGUGGCAGCCAGCAAGGCCAUGAAGAUGGGAGACUGGCGAACCUGCCACUCCUUCAUCAUCAACGAGAAGAUGAACAGUAAAGUCUGGGACCUGUUUCCUGAGACGCAGAGAGUGCGCGAGAUGCUCGUCAGGAAGAUACAGGAGGAGUCUCUGAGGACUUAUCUGUUCACGUACAGCAGCGUUUAUGACUCCAUCAGCAUGGAAACCCUGUCAGAGAUGUUCCAGCUGGAGAUACCCACAGUUCACAGCAUCAUCAGCAAGAUGAUCAUCAACGAGGAGCUGAUGGCUUCGCUCGACCAGCCCACGCAGACGGUGGUGAUGCACCGCACGGAGCCCACCUCCCUGCAGAACAUGGCCCUGCAGCUGGCAGAGAAACUGGGCAGCCUGGUGGAGAACAACGAGCGCGUCUUCGACCUCAAGCAGGGCGUCUAUGGAGGAUAUUUCAACAGAGACCAGAAAGGUGGUUACCAACAGAAGCAGUCCUACAACCGAGAUCAGAAAGGCUCUUACCAGCAGAAGCAGGGCGGCUACCAGCGAGGAGGCUACAGGAAUCAGAACCAAAGCAACUACUGAUCCGCAGACCCUUGAACGUCAGUCUUCAUUCCAUUACCGCAUCGCCUGGGUCUUCUACACAAUCAGAACUGCCAGCUCCGAGGUCACUUUUCUCUUUGCUGAUGCAUCAAAUGAGGAGUUUUUCCAGUCCUGUCAUCUCUGGAUGCUUAGUUUUAUCAUUAAAGAAAAUAACAGCUUUGCAGUGUGGCUCGGUUGUGUCAGGCAGACAUGUCAAGUGUUAUUAGCCUCUAAAAUAAACAAUUAUUAAUACUGUG
Molecule: messenger RNA, 3171 nt
Organism: Salarias fasciatus (jewelled blenny)
Lineage: Eukaryota; Metazoa; Chordata; Actinopteri; Blenniiformes; Blenniidae
Gene: eif3c
Product: eukaryotic translation initiation factor 3, subunit C
Exons: 23
Coding region: 140-2917 (925 amino acids)
Biological process (GO): translational initiation
Cellular component (GO): eukaryotic translation initiation factor 3 complex
Molecular function (GO): translation initiation factor activity; translation initiation factor binding; RNA binding
Source: RefSeq, a predicted model, not a curated record